GGACUCUUCUCCAAACCAAACCGUACCUGUCCUCAGAGGACUCUCUGCCUCCCGUCAGCUCAGCGUUACCUGAACAGCCUCCAGCAUGCCUGAGACCGCAGAGUCCCACUCGGCCUCCCUGACCACCAACAGGAACUGCACGGUGGAGGUGACCAACGUGAGCUCCGCCUACUGCCUCAUCAACCCAAAGGUCCACAUGGAGAGCGGCUUCCCGUUCAGCCCCCCGCAGCCCACUGUGCGCACCACCAAGAUGGAGCUGUGCUCCUUCACCAAGGACGACAACACGGCCACGGGGGCCGCGGGGGUCCUGACCUACGAGCUGCUGAACAUGCAGACCCGGCAGAGCAGCGAGCUCAUGGCCGUCAUGUUCUCCGUGCCGUUCGACUACAACUUCUACAAGAACUGGCUGGGCGUGGGGAUCUUCGAGCGCUCGCGCGCCUGCGACAAGAAACUGUUCGACCUCAUGUACAACGACAAAGAUUUCUCCGGCUUCAUACGUCAGGAGGCCAACGGCUCCGGGGUCACCUACAAGGGCCAGGCCCUGGACGUGAGGGCCACCAUGUCUGACGAGGGCAAGGCCAUCAUCAAGCUGGAGCUGUACGACAAGAUGGGCCGAUGAAGCGUCUGCUGGUUCAGGCUGGUCUCAUGGAGUCCCAGGACUCACUCAGACAGACCUCAUGUUUGAUGCUCUGAAUGAUGCUGUUUGUCAUCGUGGGCUU
Messenger RNA from Nematolebias whitei (Rio pearlfish), 719 nucleotides. RefSeq names its product DELTA-actitoxin-Ate1a. The transcript is spliced from 3 exons. Gene Ontology annotation, molecular function: channel activity. NCBI's taxonomy places the organism in Eukaryota, Metazoa, Chordata, Actinopteri, Cyprinodontiformes, Rivulidae. Gene Ontology annotation, biological process: cytolysis in another organism; pore complex assembly; monoatomic cation transport. Bases 86 to 619 code for a protein of 177 amino acids. Gene Ontology annotation, cellular component: pore complex. The record is from RefSeq and is a predicted model, not a curated record.